UGUGCAGCCCGGAUGCCCAGUGUCCGCCUUGGCGUUGGUCUCCUGGCGACCUUGGCAGCGGGCGGCGCCAUCGUCCUGCUCGGCUACUGCGUCUACGUGGACUGGAGGCAGCACCGAGAACUCAUAUUCCGCCGCCGCCUGCGGGACAAGAGAAGAGCUGGACAGCCGAACGCCCAGGCGUCUGCCAGGCAGUUAUGGGAUCCAGUAAAGAAGAAAAAUCUACAAGAAUUUUUUUUGCAAGAGGUGCAGAUGGGAAAACUUUGUUUAGCUAGAGGGGAGCAUGGAAUGGCGUUUGAACAUCUCACCAAUGCCCUUUUAGUGUGUGGACAACCGAAGGAGCUACUGAUGUUUUUCAAAAAAACACUCCCUCCUGAGGUUUUUCAGAUGCUAUUGUACAAAAUUCCUCUUAUUUGCCAGCAACUUGAGGCAGACAUGUAUGAACAAGAAGUACCUGAAGGACGAUCCUGACAGAAAAUGUCUCAGCGCAUCCACACCCAGUCAGAAUACCAUGUUCUGUACAGUAAAAACAACUGCUCAAUGAUAUUUUCAUUUAUUUUACUUUUAGUAAUAAAUUUUUUCUAUCUCAUA
Grammomys surdaster is the source of this 588-nucleotide messenger RNA. RefSeq names its product translocase of outer mitochondrial membrane 20 like (gene Tomm20l). The record is from RefSeq and is a predicted model, not a curated record. Bases 13 to 468 code for a protein of 151 amino acids. Gene Ontology annotation, molecular function: transmembrane protein transporter activity. Gene Ontology annotation, cellular component: mitochondrial outer membrane translocase complex; mitochondrial outer membrane. The transcript has 5 exons. Gene Ontology annotation, biological process: tRNA import into mitochondrion; protein targeting; protein import into mitochondrial matrix. Lineage: Eukaryota; Metazoa; Chordata; Mammalia; Rodentia; Muridae.